This is a messenger RNA of Lactuca saligna, 1926 nucleotides long. The record is from the annotation of a GenBank genome assembly. Lineage: Eukaryota; Viridiplantae; Streptophyta; Magnoliopsida; Asterales; Asteraceae.
AUGAGAGUGGAAGACUCAAAGUCAAAGUCGUCUCACCAUCCCCAACAAUACUUCUGGUUUGCAACCAUCUUCUCUUUCUCCAUCACUGAUCAUCUCACGUUCUUGAUCAACAGGAAUGAAUCAGAUGCCAAUGAUCAUCGCUACAGUAAAGGUGAUAUAGUCCCCUUCUAUGCCAACAAAAUUGGGCCAUACUUUAAUUCUAGAGAAACGUAUGCUUAUUAUGAACUUCCAUUUUGUUCUCAAGAUGUUGUGAAAGAGAAGAAGCUUAAUUUAGGAGAGAUGUUGAAUGGAGAUCGUCUUAUUUCAACUCCAUAUAAGCUUGAAUUCCUUGUGGAUAAAGAUUUUGAAGUCUCAUGCAAUAAGACACUGAGUAAAACAGAUGUUUCUAUGUUCAGAAGGGCUAUAGAGAAGAACUACUUUAUGCAAUUGCACUAUGAUGACUUGCCAAUAUGGGCUUUUAUAGGAAUGAGAAAUGACGGAAAUUUUAAUGGAAGGAUCAAGACAGAGUAUUCGCUUUACAAACAUUUUGAUUUCGAGGUUUUUUACAAUAAGGAUCAAGUUAUUAAGGUGAUUCUACAAAUGGCAAAUUCAUUUGCAGACGUUACAGAAGACAAGGAAGUUGAUGUUGGCUUCACAUACUCUGUUAAGUGGACAAUGACACAACAAUCAUUUGAUAGGAGAAUGGAGAUAUACAUUGAUUCUACCAUUUUACCUCACAACAUGCCGAUACAUCAUCACUCAAUUACAUUCUCAAGUGUCACACUCCUCAUUCUGAUCGUAUCCUUACUCACAUUUUACUUACUCGUCCUUCGCGAAGACAUUUCCAAGAACUCAGUCGAUGUGGAAGAGGAUCAAGUGAUAAAUAAUCAAGAAGAGAUAGGAUGGAAGAAUGUCCAUGGUGAUGUAUUUAGAUUCCCACAACACAAGUCUUUAUUUUCUGCGGCUCUUGGUGCUGGAACCCAGUUGCUUGUAGUGAUCGUAGCAAUUCUAGGUCUUGGGGUCCUAGGUGUUUUUCAGCCCUAUAUGCGAGGAGUAUUCUGGAACGCACUUAUCAUUGUAUAUGCAGUUACAUCUUUGGUCUCAGGAUAUACUUCUGUUUCUUUCUAUUGUCAACUCGAAGGAACCAACUGGAUAAAGAACCUAUUAGUGGCAGGAGGAUUAUAUUUCGGGCCUCUCUUACUUACUUUUACUUUCCUAGACAAUGUUGCCAUUUAUUAUGGAUCAACUACUGCAUUACCAUUAAGAGCAAUAGUCAUGCUAUCUCUCUUGUGGAUAUUCAUAGCAUCACCAUUGCAUCUUUUAGGAGGCAUUAUUGGGAAAACCAGAGUGUCUGAAUUCCAAGCUCCCUGCAAAACUGCUAAAAUUCCUAGAGAGGUUCCUAAGUUGCGUUGGUAUAGGGGUGUUCUCCCUCAGAUGGCUUUAGCAGGAAUUUUGCCUUUCAGUGUCAUCUAUAUUCAGUUGUAUUACAUAUUUACAAGUGUUUGGGGAUAUAGCGUUUAUACACUUUAUGGUAUUAUGUCCAUAGUCUUCAUUCUUCUUCUCAUCAUGACUGCUUUAGUUUCUGUGGCACUUACAUAUUUCCAGCUUGCAGUUGAAGAUCAUCAAUGGUGGUGGAGGUCAUUUCUGUGUGGAGGCUCUACUGGAUUUUAUUCGGUGAGGUUCAAGCAUGGUAACAAGGCAGUGCAAGCUGUAUGUCAGGGAGACAGACCAUUAUCGAAUUCAGACUUUGGGAAGGCAAAAGUGGUUUACGAAAGCUUAAGGUAUGAGAUGAUUAGGGUCGCUCCUCCUCAGCUUCUUUCACUCCCAAGACCUCUAGAAACCCUAAUCUCAGCCCCCAUUAAAGUUCUUGGUCAUUUUGGUGUUAUUCAAGAGAUUUUGGAGGCUUUGAAGCUCAUUAAGGAGAAGAAGAUCAUUAGUAUCAGAUAG